Molecule: messenger RNA, 1297 nt
Organism: Mercurialis annua (annual mercury)
Lineage: Eukaryota; Viridiplantae; Streptophyta; Magnoliopsida; Malpighiales; Euphorbiaceae
Product: transcription factor MYB98-like
Exons: 3
Coding region: 26-1297 (423 amino acids)
Biological process (GO): regulation of DNA-templated transcription
Cellular component (GO): nucleus
Molecular function (GO): DNA-binding transcription factor activity, RNA polymerase II-specific; RNA polymerase II cis-regulatory region sequence-specific DNA binding
Source: RefSeq, a predicted model, not a curated record
UGAAAAAUCUAUUAUAACCCACUCAAUGUUUUUAUCAGAUGAUUACUUAAACAAACCAGGGUUUUUCUUUGAAGCUGCAUCAUCAUCAUCAUCAAAGGCUACAAAUUUUCUUCAAGAUUUUCAAAGUUUUGAUCAGUUUCAUGCAAAUGGGUCAUCUUUAAAUCCAAUGUCUAUGGUGCAAACAGGGUCAAAUUUUGAAACUUUUGAUGUUUUUCCAUUUGGGUCCUCUUCAACAGAUAUGGAAUUUCAUGAUUAUGAAUGCAAACCAUUUGCAGCCGGCGGCGGUGGUGGAGGGCACUAUAGUCAAGUUAUGGAUAAUUUCCAAAGAAAUAAUAAUCUUUUUGAUCAUCAUUAUAUGAUCAUGGGAUCAAAUAAUAUUCAUCAAGCUCAUUUUCAGGAGAUUAAGCCUUUGAAUUUUGUUAUACCAGAUGAAGUGUCGUGUACUGUCACUGCUAAUCAAUAUAACAGUAAGCAGGAUCAGUACCACCGUAAGAGAGGCGGUGGCGGUGGUGUUAAUAAGAGCAACGCUAGGGUUUUGCCUUCUACGAGAAGAACAUGGAAAGCUCGGAAGAAGAAUAAUGUAGUCAAAGGGCAAUGGACAUCGGAUGAAGAUAGGCUAUUGACUCAGCUGGUGGAACAGUACGGAAUCAGAAAAUGGUCUCAUAUAGCUCAGAUGUUGCCUGGGAGAAUUGGGAAACAAUGUAGAGAAAGAUGGCAUAAUCAUCUUAGACCUGAUAUCAAAAAGGAGAUAUGGAGUGAGGAAGAAGAUAAGGUACUAAUCGAAGCUCAUGCAGAGAUCGGAAACAAAUGGGCAGAAAUUGCGAAAAAAUUACCAGGCCGAACCGAAAACUCGAUCAAAAAUCACUGGAACGCAACAAAAAGAAGACAAUAUUCAAAGAGAAAAUGUAGGUCUAAGUAUCCAAGAGGUUCACUUCUUCAAGAUUACAUCAAAAGCUUGAACUUAGACUCAUGCCCUACAGCAAGAUCAUCAUACAGUACUAGCCACCCCAAAAAUCAAGAUCAGAAUCAUGUGGUAUCAUCAUUUAAUCAUCAGUUUAAUCAAAAUGAUGAUAAGUUGUUGGUUCCCAUGAGUAAUUUCGGGUUGCCGGAUUUUGAGUUUGAUGAGAAAGUUAUGUUUCAAGAAGGGUGCAGCUUUGAGUCUCUGCUUGAUGAGAAAAGCUUUGAGAUGAUGGAUCAUGUGGCGGCGGUGAUGGAGGAUGUGACUCCGUUAAUGGCGAAUUUUGAGGUGAAGAAGGAGCUGGAUUUAGUGGAGAUGAUCACUCAAGCCAAUAUGUAA